UUUUCGAGUUUUAUCAUUGUUUAGUUUACAUCUGAAUUGCCCAAGUUCGAUUGAUUAGCCAGCGUCUUGCUAAUUUUUGACGGUUUACCAACUAUUGGUUCAACUGAUUGAAUUAGAAGUUCGGUGGAUGAAUAUAUGAACUGUAGUAAGUAAGUGGGUGCCGUGCGCUACCCACUCGUGACCUUCCUGCCCGCCUCCUCAGACCAGGUCCUGUGGUGCCACUGAGAGUCUUGCUAAAGUGAGCCAACUGCACACCUUAUCGUGCAUCACGUAUCGAGUGGCCGCAUGGAGAGAUCUCACAAGUUCAAGCUACGCAGCGAAUAUGUCAAAUUUGCCGUAAUGCAAUAAAAAAGCGGCUCAUCACCCGCACAAGAUGCCCAUUGCCUCCAGUCCUGCACCUUCGGACGGCAAGCACCUCCUCUCUGCCCCCCAGCAGCUCGAUAACCGGCACUUGGCGGUUUCUAACCUCUCUCGCAACGACUCCCUGCGCUCUGAACGCUCCGAUAAAAGAGUGUCGUUCAACAACGACGUAGGAAUCAAACACAUACCACGUGGAGCAAAUAAAGCCCCUGCACCCCCAGUUCCUCAAAAGUCCCCUCCCACACCCGACGAGUGGGCUGGCUGUGCCCCUGUAAAACGUCAGCCCAAUAAUUUGACGCCCGAAGAACUUGAAAAAGAAGCGGCGCAUUUGGUACAAAUAGUAGACAGCAUUAAUUGCAAGGCAUCGCCCUCAACGCCAAAAAAGAACAGAGAAUUUAGCAGCCGUUCACUUGACCGAACACAAAACCGAAACAGAGAAGUAAACGGAAUAAAUUAUACGCGAAUUACCAAUCCUAUCAUCAGGCAUUUGAAAGCCGACGUUAAUCGACGGGAGAGCCGCCGCAAAGAAGAUUUUUCCGACUCGGACAUUGACAAAUAUCGUGAAGCUCGGCACAAAUCUGUCCCGAAUCUACUUAGCCCAAACGCGUACGAGAAAACGUCAAGGUCUGACUACCGCUCUCCUAGCUUGGCUAAGUCUUCAGACAAUUUGGUGGACACAGACGAUGUGAAUUUAAAUACAAGAGGGCACGACCGCAGGCCUCCGCAUAUUUCUCAUCUAUCAGCCGACAAUUUGCUUGACGUAGAGCCCAAGCACACGACCUUGAACGAUUAUAAAUCUCUAGGGAAUAUCCAAUACUGUGAUUCUGAUUCAACUGAUUUGUCUCACACGUACAGGCCAAAGGUGAAUCAGAUUAUCGGUAGGUUAAACGGGAAUCCAGUACCUGCCCACAGGUACACUAACAGCGACGUGAGCACUAGUGAACGAGAGUCGUCUCCAUCUCGGCGCCCAGUGGCCCCCACCAGACGUCUUCGUCAUAACAACAACAAACCCUUCAGCUACGUUCAACCCAACAACAAUCCUAAGAAGUUGCCUAAUCCCCGUGAAGUAGAGUCGGACGAAAUGUACGCACAAGUUAAUAAGCACGGUUUGCGGCAGAAGCUCAGUAUGGACUCGGAUUAUUCUGCAAAGAUAAUAAUCACCGAAGAUCGGCCAAAGAAUCCGUAUGAAGGUGAUGACGAAGCGUACGAAACCUAUCAAGUUCAAAAUAACUCUUUUCGUGACAAUAGAUACUCUGACUAUGGAGUAAAUCUAACCAGAUAUGAUAUUGACGGGAAGAAUAACACGUUGAACAACAACAUCAAUAUGUCAUCAGUUGCGGUGCAAACUGACAUGUCAAAAUCUCUCAACAAAGAAAGACGCCCUUUGAAAGGCAUGGCGCCAGCUCCACCUACGAAAGAGGCUCAUUCUGAGCCAUAUCGACAUGAUAGAAAUUUGAAAUCUGACUUGCCUUCGGCUGAUCUGGUGCGUCAAAUCAAUCACGGAUUUGGUAGAUUCGAUAGAUCUCCUUCUCCUCCCCAACGACGGGCCUUUAGCAAGUCGAACACUCGGCACGUAGUGCCCCUUCUGUCCGACACUUCUGACUCGGAGCCCGAGUACCGCAGGCGAUCGGACCCUCUCAAGAAAAUACGUACCCAGGUUCUUAAAGAAGGACACUUGCAAGAAGAUGAAGCGGAAGAAUGGGAGGAGCGCGAGAUGUUGAGGGAGCAGAGAGAUAAGAGAAUAUUGGAUUUCAAUCCAAAUGGCAUGCGGCCUCUAACAAUUGAUGAGGUGGAUGCAAUGAGCUUGGAACUGGAUCCACAUGGCAGUCGAAGACUCGUAGUAUCGCAAAAAUCGAAUGACGUGCGCUCUUCUAGCCUACAAACCACCCACCGAAACGACUUUUUCCAGUCUCAAGGAGAACGAGCUUACAGUGAGGAAAGAGCGAAAGCAAGUAGACCGCUGCGCGAGCGCAGUCUUUCUAGUAGAGAUGUUUCGUCCCCUAGGGAUAAAACUCUUGAACGUAACCAAAAGAAUAAUCUUGAAAAAGAAAAACUUGCGCAGGAAAAAGCGGCCAAAUUGAUCGAAAAUGAAAAUGAAAAGAAGUUAAAAGACACACUUAAGUUUAAAAACAAAGACAAGAAAGGCAAGGAACAAAAGGAAAAGAAGAAGAAAAAGAUCAAAAUUAAGUUUUUUUACGAUCCAAGACCUCAAGAUAAGCAAGAAGAUCCUCUUACUAAUUUUUCUGAAUACAAAGGUAGUGACAGGAAUGAAAACGGGAAAGUCACACUUUCUAAAACUCGAUCACGGUCAUAUGAUUCGCGUUCUCCAUCCCGUGAACGUAAAACCGGCCCAUCAACAUCAUCGAAUCGUCGCUACAUCGAUGACUCUUCCAAAGAUCGAUCAGAGUCUCGUCCUGGAAGAGGACGUAAUCCAAUGACUUCAAACAAUCGACACAGCGAAUCUGGCAAUGACAGAUCGUCUCAUGAAGACUUCCACGACGAUCGGAGACGCGUUAAGAGUAGCGACUCGCUUGCUAGGAAAGACCGUUAUGGAAGUCCCGACAGGGAAGGCCGCUGGAACAGAUACGAGUACGAACGUCAGGAUAAUGGAAAUCGCAGUGGUAACAAUAGGAGCGAUAAUGUGUACGAUAGGGAGCCAGAAAAACGAGAUAACUAUGAUUACUACGAAGAUUACAAUGGACGUGAAGGCUACAGAAACGUUUUCUUACAGCGCCGUGAAACUUAUGAACAGCUCGAAAACAGAAAUGAACGCAAAGUGUUAAGUGAUACACGGCGAGAAAGAUCUCCGGAGCGUCAGAAUGCUACACUCAAGAGGGACUCCAAUGGUCCUCGUGAUGAAGAAAACACGAAGCGAUAUGACGAAAAAAAUGUUUCGAGUCCGGAUGAGGACGGCAAACAAGAGCGCGUAAUGCGCCAAAGGAAGAAGUUCCUCUCAGCUCUGAUGGUAGACGGCAGGGCAAAGAGCAGCAACCCUCCUUCCUCGAACAUCAAAACCAUUCCUUCAAAUGACUACAAGACCUCGAAUCUGAAGAGGUCGCAGUCAUCCGUGCAUGACGCCAUUGACAGACAAUAUGAAACGCGCGACGUUGACCAAGAGUCGGACCCACAACCUCCACCCUCGAUCGCCUCGAGCCAGCCUAAGGUGCCUUCCAAGAAAACCAGUGCUCCUAAAGCUAAGAAGAAAAAGAAGUCAUGGUCGUGGGGAUUUUUGGGCCUUCGUUCCAAUAAAAGGAAGAAAGUGUCGCGGCCAUCAAGUCGAAUUGGAAGUGAUGCCGGCGGCUCGAACUUGAAAAGUACACCUUUGAAGCGAACAAAUAACCAACACCUGCUGAGCGAUCGACCGACUUCCAGAGCAUCUUCACACAGGAGCUCUUCACGCCCCCUUAGGCCUUCGGUGCGGGCGUCUAAAAUACGUAAAGACGUCGGAAGUCGAGGCUGGACCUCGCGAACGCAGGACCAGCGCGAGACACGGCAAUGGGAAAGCACAACACUGCAACGUUCAAAGGCGCGCAACCCUCCCCGGGGAUCAAAGGAUUACUACCAGCGACCCACAAAUUCCAGAGGCCCCAGACGUAUUUCUGAUGGCUCAUCAGGCUCUAGUGCGUCACCACGUCAGGUAAAACCCGUUCAGGUUGGUCGAAAUCCGAGUUUCAAGCAACGUUAUUUCGGAGAGAGCGACCGCGAGAUGACUCGAGACGGUCGGUCCAGCGGUCCAGGCGACUACAGGAGUUUGCCUGCGCGCUCAUCGCGCUCGCCCAACAAGAGGCCGACGCGAGGAGGUUCGGCGGGAAGUUCGCUACAGAGCAGCGAAAGUGAGAACGACAGCCACCAGGGCUCAAGAGCCUCUCAUGUUUCCACUGGAAGCAACCGCUCAGUCUACUUGCACGCCACGGCCGUUGCCGACAUACCUGUUCAAAGAGACGGAGAAUCUGAUCGCUCGGGCGUGCAGCGCCAGGCCAAGAAGGUAACUCGGUCUUUCUCACUCCUUGCUCCGUGGAAGCCGAGGCAUCCUCGGGAGCCGCACCACAUCGAGUAUGACAGCCGAGACACGCGUCACGCUAAGCCACCGCGCCCUCCACGCAAAACAGUCGACACCGUCGGUCGGUCUCAGACUCUCACAAACAAAGAUUCGAAACUCUCAGGUUGGCUUAAGAAGAAGAAGACCAAGGAAGGCAAAGGUAUAUAAAGUAUUUUAAGUACAUGAUUUUCCCGUCAAUAUCAAGUGUUUUGCCACAGUUGCCAGAUGUAACAGGAGUUCAUUGCAAAGUAUAUAGGAUGUCACUGCUGGCAGUUGUUGCAGGAACAUCUAGGUAAAUAAUGCGUGUCUAAUAAUAAUAAAAAAAGUUACUCACUGUAGUGAAGUUUUUUUUCUUAGUCACGCAAUUAAGUUUACUGCUGAUAUGUCAUAACCUGUAUAUUAUCUCGAUUUUUGAAGCACUAAACCACAGUAACGUUAUUCAAGGUUACUGAAAGUGAGAUCUUAGAGAACCAGACUUAAAUCUCGAUCAGUAAUGUGUACAUAGGGUUAUACUUACAAAUUUAUAUGAUGUUCAGAUGUAAUAAUGUUAUGACUAUAUUAAAUCUUCUACGAGCUAGAGAAGUUUACUCCGUUAUUGCUUCUAUGUUUUAUCAUGCAGCAAGCAUACGUUUACCUGCAGAGUGAUCACAUUAAUGACCAGAUUCAUUUCAUGAACCGUUAUUCAAUCAAUUUUGAUUAAACCUAUGUUCGUUCAAUGGUAGAAUUGAUGACAUUGUAAAUGAUCACGGUAUUCAAUCCGUCUUGUAAGCACUAAUUAGAUGGAAAAAGAUACAUUAGUAGUAGGUUGUGCAAGCAUUGUUUUCCGUAAUAGUUCUCACAUUUACGAAAUGAAUUUAUUAGAGAUUUACUUAUCUUGAAACGCGUAAGAAAAUUGCAGUGUGCUCCCGGGAAGAUAUACAUACAGCACUGUUACUGGGUUAGUUGAAAAUUAAACAGAUUGUCAAAUUUUAGAGCUAGUAAACAAAUUUUCUACAAUACCAUAUGAGAGCUGUCUAUGUUUUAGCUUGGAUCUUGAUCUAUUUUACAGCCUUAUUAACUUUUCAGUCAUUAAUAUUUACUGUAAGCAUUGAAAAAUGUUGUAAAUAAAAAUUUAACAAUCGA
Molecule: messenger RNA, 5521 nt
Organism: Hyalella azteca
Lineage: Eukaryota; Metazoa; Arthropoda; Malacostraca; Amphipoda; Hyalellidae
Product: histone-lysine N-methyltransferase, H3 lysine-79 specific
Exons: 6
Coding region: 374-4567 (1397 amino acids)
Source: RefSeq, a predicted model, not a curated record